This is a messenger RNA of Penicillium verhagenii, 2178 nucleotides long. Its product is annotated as RNA exonuclease. NCBI's taxonomy places the organism in Eukaryota, Fungi, Ascomycota, Eurotiomycetes, Eurotiales, Aspergillaceae. Gene Ontology annotation, cellular component: nucleus. The transcript has a single exon. The record is from RefSeq and is a predicted model, not a curated record. Bases 1 to 2178 code for a protein of 725 amino acids. Gene Ontology annotation, molecular function: exonuclease activity; nucleic acid binding.
AUGACGGGAGAAAACAAGCGCAAGCGCGAGGAGGACGCCGAAACUGCUCUGGAUACGGCAGACAAUGGAAAUGGCGUGGCCCCAAGACUUGCGGCGACGAAUGGCUCUACCUCACCACCUACUACCUCAGAUAACGCUAUGAACGGCGAUGAGAAUCGUGAUGCGCACCAUCGCAAGUCGAAAAAGAAGCGUGUAGACGGCGAGAAGAUCAAAUACCCCGGCUUGACAUAUGUCGAGGGUAAGUUGCAGUCGUGUAUUCGUAUUGCUGAUUUGCAAGGAUUGCUUCUCUACUGUUUUGCGGACGGUAUCGCUCCGCAGUGGAUUUCCGUGAAGCAUUCCGGCCAUAUGCGCAAAGUCGUUGCACUGAUGGUACCUGGACUGGAGAUUGGCAUGUUUGACGGCACCAUCCCAUUGCAGCCCAUUGAAAACAGCAAACAGAAUCCUGAACCAUUAGACGAGACCGAGAAGACCGCCGCCGACGAAAAAGCUGCCGACUUCGAAAGAUGGAAGCAGGGCCUUCCUCUCGAAGACCGAUCCAAUCGAUUCAACCCUCGAACUCUUUCAUCCGUUGAUCUGCCUGAACCCUUGCGUCCUCUAGCCUACACCUUUCCUCACAUCUGGCCUGUCAAGGCUCCCGGCGACACCAAAUACAACAAGGUGCAUUCGCCUCUACAAGCCAUGCUGUUGUCCCAGGUACCGAAAGCCAAAGAUGAGGCUUCUCGUGGCAAGGGAGCGCGCCCGGCUCGGGUCGACAAGGGUUAUGUUGUGCAACGCACACCGAUCACAGCUUUCAUCAGCACAUUGGAGCAAUUACGCGAGAAUGAAUACACUAUUCAUCCUGCAUUUUUCACCUCUGAGCAAGAAAAGGCUGCCGAGGCUGAGUCCCGACGAAGAAAUGAAGAGUCUGAGGAGCAUGGCUGGGUUGAUUCUCUGGUUCCUAGCCUCGAGGCUGGAGACAUACCAGAUAAUGAGAUUGAAAAGGGCAGCAUGACUGCAGGUCGGGAUGUGCUGGCUCUCGAUUGUGAGAUGUGUCUCACGGAAGGUGGCAAGUCUGAAUUAACGCGUAUCAGUAUGAUGCGCUGGGAUGGGGAAAUCGUAUUGGAUGAACUGGUGAAGCCGGCACGCCCGAUUAUCGAUUAUCUCACCCGGUUUUCAGGCAUCACAAAGGAAAUGUUGGACCCGGUCACAACCACUUUGCCUGAUAUUCAAAAGAAGCUGCUCUCCAUCCUAACCCCUCGCGCGAUCUUGGUUGGACACUCCCUCAAUUCUGAUCUAACGGCAUUGAAAAUGACCCACCCUUUCAUCGUGGAUACGGGCAUCAUUUACCCUCACCCACGCGGUCCUCCCUUGAAAUGCAGUUUGAAGUGGCUCACACAAAAGUAUCUCAAUAAGGCAAUCCAGCAAGGUACGACCGGUCACGACUCUGUUGAAGACGCCCGUGCUGUCUUGGACCUCGUCAAAUUGAAAUGCGAAAAGGGUGAGCGUUGGGGCACUAGCGAUGCUUCCAAUGAGAGUAUCUUCCGCCGUCUCGGUCGCUCCAAGCGUCCGAACAAGACAUCCUCCGACGAAGCCCGGACCGGAGCAGUUGUAGACUGGGGAAAUCCGGAGCGCGGCUUCGGGGCCCAGGCAACAGUUUCUAUUGGAUGCGUCAAUGACGACGACGUUGUGAAGGGCGUUUCCGCUACUGUUAAUGGCGAUCCCUCCAAUCCAGCUGUCCCAGGCGGGGGUGUGGAUUUCACAUGGGCACGCCUUCGCAACCUGGAACAGUUCCGUGGCUGGGCCACUCGCCUCCCAGAUGCGAACAAUGCCAACGAAUCUACCGAGGUGGCCGCCAGUGCUUCUCUUCCAGAAGAAAUGACACCGACAACUGGCACAGAUGGUUCUAAUACCCCCUCAUUCGAUCCCGCCCUUGCCGAUGCAGUGACUAAGACGGUCGCUGAUAUCAAUCAAAUUUAUGCAUCGCUCCCUCCGUGUACAUUAUUUGUGGUUUAUUCAGGCACUGGCGACCCUCGUGAGGUCAGCCGCCUUCAGGCAAUGCACCGGAAGCAUCGCGAAGAGUUUAAGGGCUCCAAGCCUUGGGACGAGCUCAGUGUGAAGUGGACCGAUGUGGAGGAACAGGCUUUGAAGAAGGCAUGUGAGCAGGCUCGCGAAGGCUGUGGAUUUAUGUGCGUAAAAUAG